AUGAAGAGAAUAAAUGAAAAAGGAAUUGGUGAUAUCAUUAAUGUCAGCGAUGUAAUGAUGAAAAGAAAUUUUGACUCAUUAUUUACAAAACCGAAAACAGAAUAUAGUCUUUAUGACGUAAUUACCGAAUUAAUGAAAAAGAUUAAUGAUAAUAAGAGUUCUGGCGGAAGAGUUGAAUUAGAAGUGAAUGAUGUUAAUGAGAAAUUAGCCGAAAAAGCAGACAAAAAUGAGCUUUUAGCUCUGAGUGAUAAAGUCAAGAACCACGUUCAUUAUAUAACUUCAGACGAACAGAUUAUAACGGACUACCAUGGAUAUUUAACACGAAGUGAUGAAGCGAAGACAAAAAAUGUUAAUGAAAGAAGAUAUAAAUACAUUCGUGCUAAAGGUUAUGACAUAAGCUGUACUGUACAGUAUGAUGUAGCUAAAGCACCAGAAGCAUUUGGUUAUACCGGUGAAAUUUAUGCCUCUACUUUCAAUGUUAACGGUGUAUUAGUUGAACCAAGAUUUACUUUGAGAGUUAAGUCAAUAAUAACGUUUGAAGAUGCUAUUAAAAGUAAAGCUGACAAAGUUGAACUCGAAGCAAUGAACAAAGUUUUGAAAUCUCAUAAACACAACAUCUCCGAUAUAAAUGAACUUCAAGCUACAUUAAAUAGUAAAGCUGACAAGAACCAUACACAUGAAUCCUUCACUACUGUUAGAGCAGACGACAUAAUAUUGAACUAUACCCUUGGUUCAAGUGCACCUUUAGAGAAUCCAAGUACAAGCGUAAAAGAUACACUAAACUCCUUAAAUAGUAAAUGUAUGAAUAUCGAAGGUCAUGUCAGAAACUUUGAAACACAUGAACUACCAGCAAUGUUAGACAGUAAAGCUGACAAAGAACAUACACAUAAAUCCUUCACUACUGUUAGAGCAGACGACAUAAUAUUGAACUAUGAUUUGGGUUCAAGUGCACCUUUAGAGAAUCCGAGUACAAGCGUAAAAGAUACUCUUAACAAUUUAGAUAACAGUUGCAGGAAUAUCGAAGGUCAUGCCAGAAACUUUGAAGCAUAUGAACUACCAGCAAUGUUAGAUAAGAAAGCAGACAAAACAGAGCUUCAAACAUUAAAGACUGAAAUACUUCAAACAUUAUAUCCUAUAGGCUCUAUUUAUACGUCAAUGAACUCAACAAAUCCAGCAACAGUUCUGGGUUUUGGUACGUGGCAGCAGAUUGUAGACAAAUUCUUAUACUGUGCUAACUCUUCAAAGCAAACAGAAGGCUCAAAGAAAAUUAAAGAAGCAAACUUACAUGCGCACACUCAUACAGGAACUACAAACACAACAGGUAGUCAUUCACAUUCAAUAACAAAAAGAGGUUAUACAAAUCUUGCAGCAGGUUCGGAUAGACAGGGAAUGAAUAGAUAUGAUAUUUCAAGUGACCCAGUAGAUUCAAGCGCAGGUAUUUUCUGUGGAACCACAGGAAAUCAUUCACACACUUUCACAACAAAUCCAACAGGCUCGGGUGCAGAUUAUAUGCCACCAUUUAUGACUAUAUUCGCAUGGUAUAGAGUUCAAUGA
Messenger RNA from Trichomonas vaginalis G3, 1554 nucleotides. RefSeq names its product keratin-associated protein family. The record is from RefSeq and is a predicted model, not a curated record. The coding region runs from base 1 to 1554 and encodes 517 amino acids. The transcript has a single exon. NCBI's taxonomy places the organism in Eukaryota, Parabasalia, Trichomonadida, Trichomonadidae.